UGUAUUUCUAUUGGGUUACAGAAAGUAGGUCUAUGUCCAUUGGCGAUUGGUCCGUGAACCAAUCGAUUGCGGAAUAGACGCGCUUGUUAAGCUAAGCGCGCUUGCUCCAUCCAGGCGAUCAAGGCAGCUUGAAAUAGGGAAUUAAUAAAAUGAAUGAAGAAACCGAAGCAUUAGCACCACCUCUAAAGAAACAAAAGCUACAUGACAAAAGAAGCAAUCCAGUAAAGGAUGUCGUAGUUUUUCAUGCUAAAAAUGGUAUGGGCGUGGAUAAAGAUAAAAACGACCCCGAGUAUAAUGGCUUUGUCAGCUCUGAGGACAUACAAAAACUUCGAGAAUUCAAAGUUUUAGAUGAGGUGAAGUCUAAUGAGGAAGACAGCAAUGCGGACGAUUCCGAUAGUUCUGACGCUAAAUCAGAAGGUUUGCCUGAGGAAGAGAUUGAAAAAAUGUUAGAGGAAGAUUUACCAGAAGGCUUCAAAGUAGGACCGAAACCAAAAGAAAAACCGUACAUCACGCGUACAAAAAUUGUUCUUGAAGAAAAGGGUGUUAAUCAAUUUGAAGUUCUUCCUUUAGACUGGCUUGCACUGAGGCAUCACAGUGGUAUGCCCAUAUACGUUCACAAGAGUACACGAGUAUGUACGCUUUCAAAACCUUACUUUCUUGGAAAGGGUAACAUCAGGAGACACGAUAUUCCUAUUAGCGCGAUUCCCUGCUUGGCGUAUAGACGAGCGUUAGAAGAGGACGAAAAACAAAAUGAAAUUGACCGCAAAGUGGAAGUAAAGAUUAAAAAUCUGUCACAAAAAGCGAAUAAUGAAAAUAUGAAAAGUAAUAAACAGAACAAAAAACAUUUUUCCCCAUAUGAUAGAAAUCAUAAGAAUAACACAAGUGCAAAUAAUCAAAAUAAAUGCCCGUUUAAGAAUUUCAGCAGGCCUAAUAACGGUAAUUUAGAGAAUGGGAAAAUUUUUGAAAAGUCAAAGGGAGAAAAUGUUUUAACUGAAGUAAACGAUAAUGUUUUAGAAAAUGGAGAAAAAGUGAUGACAGAAGUAAAGAAUAUCUCAAGUACUGUAAAUGAUAAGGAAAAAAGUGUGAAUAACAAGGUACCGGUUGAAUUGGAUUUUGCCAAUGACAUAAUAAUUCACAGUAAUAUCACAAUUACUUCAGAAACAAAAGAGGGGAGUGAUUUGAAUACUGUUGAUUGCUAUGAUGUGGUUGGUAAAACUACUGAAGAUGUAACAAUGGACGCACAAGCUAAUAAUGAAGAAUUUAAGAAAAAUGCACAAGAAUGUGACGAUGCUUCAGUUAAUGAUAUACCUGCAAACAGACAACCUGUGAUUUUGCCUAACGGAGAAAUAAUACCGGCACCUCGUGUAGAGUCUAUAAACAAUAGUUGGAAAACACAGAAUCUGACACCGGAGCAGUUUAACGAUUACUGCAAAAAGCUUUUUAUAUUUAAGACAGUAAACAUUUUACAAUUUAAUCGUUGGGCUGAUCGGCGCAAAUAUGCAAAAGCAAAGAAAACACUCCAAUACCCGACAAUGCCUGAGGGAACGAAACUUAUCACAAUACCCGUACAAUUUUCUGGACCAGACACUGGCGGUAAAAUAAUUAAGCGCGAUUGGGUGAUGAACAUGAAUGGCGGUAGCUACCUGUCAGUUUUCCACGAGUACGUUUGCCGUGCGCUACACAAACAGCCCGUCUACGAGUACAAACAACUUGAGAACGCAACAACUCCGUAUCAAGCGACGGUGUUUAUCGGCGGCAUGCAAUACGGCGUGGGGCACGGAUCCAGCAAGCGGCAGGCAAAGUACGCGGCCGCACGAUCCUCUAUACACAUCCUCAUCCCGGAGAUGCGCGAGUAUAUGGACUUGCCCCCUGGCGACGCGGAGCCGGACUUUACCUUUUUUGACUACAUCGGUAUCGAAGACCCCCGCAUAGCUGAGUUCUGCGCGGCCACUUGUGAACCAUCCCCGCACGCAAUCCUGCGUACUUGCCUGCUGAGGAACUUCGGUGCCAGCGAUCGCCAUAUUCAUACUGAGAUGAAAAAGACAGCUUGCCAGGAGGUCGAGCUGACUAUGAAGGUGGGCAAACAUAGUGCUACCGUCGUCUGUAAGAACAAGAAGACAGCCAAGCAGCGCGCUUCGCAGUCAAUAUUGCAGGCGUUGCAUCCGCACGUCCGUUCUUGGGGCUCCUUGCUACGUUUGUACGGCUCAAAAUCUGUUAAAAGUUGCAAAGAGAAGAAGUUGGAAGAACAACAAAUAACCCUUCUCCAAGACAAAGCUCGUCACAACGAGCCCAAUUAUGCCGUGCUAGACAAACUGCGCAAUGAGAUGUUGAAGUUGCGGGAGAGGGACGAGUCGGUUGUUCCCAUCGGAACCUUAUUGCUGACAGAAGAUCUUCCAACACACUCUGGGUCUAAUUUGAACAACGUUGAUCUCUAAAUUUUAGCAUUUUAACUUCGAUCAUUACAGCUAAAUUAAGAUGUUACUGCGUUUGUCACGCGUCUUCAUAUCGCGCGUCUAUUUUGUUUGGCCGGGCUGAAGUCGGCUCUCCGAGACGAUUGCACAUCCACCAUGUGCAAAUGUGACCUCAGAUUAGGGAAUUCAGUGUACACGGACAGGCAUUUGUGACCCUUCCUUACAGUAAAUACACACAAUCCAAAGGGCCAUACAAAGGCAAGAUGCCCAAAACGCUGGCAUAAAUUACCUCUGGAUUGCGAGGGUUAUAUUUUGGGCUAAAUAACAGCCAGCUUUGGGCCACAUAGAUGGAUCAGAUUUUGUGCCACAAUCUUCAAAACAUAUUUAUUGUCUGAUGGCCACGCUAGUGACCAGCUACUCCAGAAAUUUACAGACCCGUGUACCUGCAACAAGCGCUGUAUCAUCUGAUCGUAGUCUAGCUGCGAAUAUAUGAAUGUAAGUGCGUUUCAAAUAAUUUAAUUGCUGUCAGAAUACCAUUCAUAACAGUCAAGAUAUAUUGAGAUUAUAAGUGAAAAAUAUUUUAUAAUAUGUAUUUUUCGAAUUUUAAAUACUUAAAAUAUUAUACAGAAAUGAAAAACGUAUUGAAAUUGAGCUUUAAAUGUACAAGCAAUGCUCGUACUCCCGCGCUUUACAUUGUUGAGGUAUAUGAACCAUAUUUUUGUCAUACACAUGUCCCAAAUUGUUUAGGCUAUAGCCUAUAUGGGAGUCAGGUAUUUAAUAAAUGAGGUUUCAUGAGAAUUUUAUCAACUGUUUCCGUAUGUUAUAGUUUUUUUGAAAUAUAAGGAUGGAAAUCCAUCGAGCCAAAUUCGGACUGAUCGAUGAAGGGUUGGUAUUGUCAAUAAUUAAUCUAUCUGAAACGCAUACAUUUAUUGAAUCAUCAAGGCCACAUUACUAGUUAAAUUGCUGAGCGGAAGGCCUUGAUCGCAGUAAAUUUUGUUUAGUGUGCACCUAUGUACAGUUUAAAAAAAAUCCAUAUUAAAACUAACAUAAAUGUUUCGUUUACAUUGCGGACGGUACUAAAAACUAAGUCAGACAUCAUUAAAUACAUACCGUAUUUAAUAAUGUCAACAAAUAAUUCGUAUAUUUAUUGUUACAAUACAGGCAAGCGUUUUGUGAUUAAUUUACUGAUCCGUUUAUUAUAUAUUGUUGACUGCAAUAAAAAACUUAUUUCCAUAUAUACACAUCUGAUUAUAUAAGACUUCAGCUCAGCAUUUUAAAUUAAUUAAUUUAGUAAAUAAGUGAGCUGUGCCGUGAAUUCCACACUUAUUGUCUUAAAUAAAUCGCCUUUAAUAUAUUAAACCAAAUAUCGUCAAAUCUUACGCUUAGAAAUAAUAUUUUUUUAUUAUAAAUAUAGCCUGUGGAGGCAAAGGUUUCUUCUAAAUUUCAAUAACUUAAAGAGUUUGUAUACAAAUAACCCAUUAGCUUUGUUUAGAUUAGUGUUGUCGGGUUUUAUCAUAAUAUUUACAAUUAUUCCAUAUUAAAAUUAUAUGCUUAUCAUGUUGUG
Messenger RNA from Pararge aegeria (speckled wood butterfly), 3975 nucleotides. RefSeq names its product microprocessor complex subunit DGCR8 (gene pasha). Gene Ontology annotation, molecular function: double-stranded RNA binding; identical protein binding; primary miRNA binding. Gene Ontology annotation, cellular component: microprocessor complex. NCBI's taxonomy places the organism in Eukaryota, Metazoa, Arthropoda, Insecta, Lepidoptera, Nymphalidae. Gene Ontology annotation, biological process: primary miRNA processing. The coding region runs from base 150 to 2435 and encodes 761 amino acids. The record is from RefSeq and is a predicted model, not a curated record. The transcript is spliced from 12 exons.